AUGUCUGAACUAACGUCUAUAAUAAUGAUCUGUUGUUUUGAAUUAAUUUUCACUGGAAAAUUUGUACCUUAUAUCUGGCGUAUAUUUUUUGAUAAUCAACUAUCAAUUGUAUUGACAAAACUUGAAACAAUUCACGAAAACUUGAUACGCCUGAAUGUGAUUGGACCGAUAAGAAUAAAAUUAAUAAAUUGGAUUACCGUUAUUGGAAUUAUUGUAAAUGUCAUGGGAGUUAUAGUUCAAAUCGUAUGGAUAUAUAAUCUUUCAAAAUAUAUUCCAUUAGAAACACUGUAUCGUUUCAGACAUCGCAUUCGUUUGACAUCGCUUGAUUCGCAGUUCACCAGUUCGACAUUUCGCUGUUCGCCAGUUCAUUGUCUACCAAAUGAUGAAAUAAAUUCAUUAAGAACAGAAGAAGAUGUAGAAGAAUUAUUAAAGCAAAUGCAAGAAACUGGAUUACACGAUUCAAAACAAAAUAUUGAAGAAGUUAUUUCACCGAUUUCAGAACAGCAAGAAAAUAUGAUGGAUACAGAUACAAACCUAAGAAAAUGUGAAAGAUGUUUUAUUUUCCUGGAAGCAGACAAUGAAAGUACAAAUUGCAUGAAUUGCCAACGUCAUGAGCAAAUACAGAAUGAACGACAUAAAUCAAGUGAAUGCUUAAAGAAACAAGCCAAAAAAAUGAUGACUAUUUCAAAUAAGAAAUUUACUCCGCUAGAAGUUGGUACCACAGUUAAAGUUUCAAUACCCGAUGUUGAUCGAGCACGUGGAUCGCCACGAAACCUAUUAGCAGUUAUUACCCAGGUUGAAGAUGAUUUAUAUAAAUUAGGUACAGAGAACGGCAUUAUUAAACAUUUGUAUACUCGAUCGCAGAUCGAUCCCUGCAAAGAAUGUUUCGUUGAUUUGGUAUCUGUAAAUACCGAAAAAGAAAUUACAUUGAGAGAAGCUGCAGGAUUUAGUAGUGUCACUGGAUCGCAAGCGGGAAUAUUAUGUAAUUCAAAAUGUCACAACAGCAUGCCUUGUGAAAAUAAAUAA
Molecule: messenger RNA, 1026 nt
Organism: Macrosiphum euphorbiae (potato aphid)
Lineage: Eukaryota; Metazoa; Arthropoda; Insecta; Hemiptera; Aphididae
Source: the annotation of a GenBank genome assembly